AUGAAACUCUCGAUCAGUAAAUACUUUGCAUGUUCAAUGAGUCAUAGAGAUGACGAUUUCUUUGAACUACAAAAUAAUACUACAACAACAACAACAACAACAAUACCGUCACAUCCAGGUUACAACGAUCGUCAGAUCGGAAAUGAGAAUCAUCCGCAAAACUUCUUUGAACAACAAUCUGAAUGUGGUCAAAUGAAUGAUCAUCAUCAUCAUCACUCUAAUCAAGAAUCCACACACAUGCAAAAGAAAAACGAUGAGGAAAUUAUUUUCGGGAUAUUCCAACAAAUUCCACUUGAAAUCAUUGAAUCUCAUAUUUUUCAAUAUUUGGAAUUUACAUGGUUGCAUCGAGUGGCAUAUUCAGUCUGUAAAGAAUGGAUGCAAGUUAUUCGAAAUUCAACACGAUCAAGUAUUCGAUUUUUAUUCGACUCUCAAGCAUGUGUCGAGAGUUUCGUUGCUGCGUGUCGUCAUGGAAGAUUUUCCAAUGUGACAUCUUUUGUGUUGGGUGGAAAACUACUAGGUCAAUAUUUACCAGAAAUUGUCAAUUGUGAUUGUCUAAAUUCACUAAAAGAGUUGGAUUUGGGAUAUAGCAUUGGACUUCGUGGAGGAUAUCUGAUUGCAACUAGUGUGGUCAUGAAACAACUUGAAAAGAUUGAUUUUACUGGAAAUUGUAUACACGAUGAAGGAAUAACUGUACUUGCAAAAUCUGAACACUCCUUAAAUCUGCAAAGCUUGUGUGCUCGUGACAAUGGUAUUCGAGGAGGUAUCAUACCUCUCUCUCAAGGAAAUUUAAGAAAUUUGACCUUUCUUGAUUUGAGCGGAAAUAAUCUUUUUUCGAACGAUACACUCAAACAUUUCUGUCACAGUAAUUUAACCAAUCUCAAGACAUUGUAUUUACAACGAUGCUCUCUUACAAAGGAUCUAGCAAGAACCUUUGCCGGUGCCAUUUUCCCAAGCUUGACUGAUUUGGAUCUCGAGCAAAAUUGGUUACAGAACGAGGGAGCUCUCUCCAUUUCAAAAGGAGAAACAUUCAAAAAGCUCAUCCGAUUGAAUGUGAUGCAAAAUCGUAUCAACAGAAAAACUGCAGAAAUUGUGUAUUGCAAUAUUGUCACACUUAUCGAGUUCCAUUGGCAAUAA
Molecule: messenger RNA, 1134 nt
Organism: Naegleria lovaniensis
Lineage: Eukaryota; Heterolobosea; Eutetramitea; Acrasida; Naegleriidae
Exons: 1
Coding region: 1-1134 (377 amino acids)
Molecular function (GO): protein binding
Source: RefSeq, a predicted model, not a curated record